This is a messenger RNA of Seminavis robusta, 1862 nucleotides long. The record is from the annotation of a GenBank genome assembly. Lineage: Eukaryota; Bacillariophyta; Bacillariophyceae; Naviculales; Naviculaceae.
CAAUCAAUUCUUCGUCCCCGAAUGCCAUUUCGCAUCCAACACCUGACAAGCACCCAAGCACUCAUCUUUUCUUCUGCAAGCAAGGUUUUGGGCAAAGAUUGUUUUGGUGCUUGCCGAAACAAAGAAUAAGCAUCAGCAUGAUUGCAGCAAUAGAAUGGGUUCCUGCCGGUGUGGCGAAGAAACAGCCGAUCAAAUACGAGCUGAACGACGCCGAGAAGGAGGCGUUGGAAACACUAAAAGCAGAACACGAGAAAGACGAGAAGAAGUCUGUUUCCCCACGCCAGACAAGUGGCAAGGAUGACCAUGGUCUUCCAGCCGACCUUCGAAUGGAUGAAUAUUCCGAUGACGAAGAUAAUGACGGCGAAAUUGGCAACAUCCUUCUAGCAUCCGAAGAAGACAAGAUGGAGGAGCAAGAAGUGGAAGAACAACGUGUUGUGGACGAUCAUGACGACCAAGAUGAUGAUAGUGACGAAGACGACAAUUUAGAAGAUGUGCCAGACACACGCGAAUAUGUCCCCGUUGAUGUUGGUGCUCUAGAAGCGAUGGGUCUGGGCGAUGGAGGUUUGCCCAUGCCACACGAUUAUCUGGAAGAUGACGAAAGCGAGGCACAAGAUGUCAUGAUAUCUCCAGAUGAUGCCCUCAUGGUUGUGGCAAAAACAGAAGACGAUUUCGCUUCCUUGGAGGUUCAUGUCUAUGACACCAAAAAUGGUAACUUGUACGUACAUCAUGACAUACCCUUGCCAUCCUUUCCUCUCUGUUUGGCGCAUGGACAAAAUGUGGGUGGGGCCUCGCCGUCCAGCCAAAAUUUCUGUGCUGUGGGGACCUUUGAUCCUGGUAUUGAAAUUUGGAAUCUCGACGUCAUCAAUGCCUUGGAGCCCACCUGUGUGUUGGGUGGCCAACAAAAUCCCACAGCAUCCAAAUCGGGACAAACGAAGCUUAAAAAAGAGAGUCAUACGGGGGCAGUCAUGGGCCUGUCUUGGAAUCAGGUGCAUCGACACGUCAUUGCCAGUGGAUCUGCCGAUCACACGGUCAAGAUUUGGGAUGUGACAAGCGACAAAAAUGCCAAUGCUGGAACUUUUACACAUCACCACGACAAGGUCCAGUCCGUUCAGUGGCACCCAAAAGAAGCAACAAUUCUCGCUACCGGCGCGUAUGACAGAACUGUCGCAUUGUUGGAUGCCAGAGAUUCUGCCAAGCAGAGCAUCAAAUCUGUCAGUAUCCCAGCGGAUUGCGAAUCGCUCAAUUGGGACCCGUUUCGUCCCGAGUGCUUGACGGCAGCUUGCGAAGACGGUACAGUCCUAACUUGGGAUGUUCGCAAAUUCGCCGAUAAAAAGCCACUGUGGUCCUUUGUGGCCAGUGAAUUUGGUAUCAGUGACAUUUCAUACAAUCGUCACGUGCCCGGUUUGAUGGCAGCCGCCUCCCCCGACAGGACGGUAUCCCUGUGGGAUGUUCACAACCAGAGCAGCACAUCACCAGAGUCAGGCAUUACUCCCCGAAACUGUGGGAGCAAGGAUAUGCACGCAGGAAAACUCUACACUGUGUCAUUCUACCCAUCAUCUCCUUGGCUUUUGAGCUGUGGAGGCAGUGAAAACCAGUUAGCUCUGUGGGACAUGUCCAGUGAAGAUGGGAUAUGGCAACAAUUUGCAAAUAGGGUGGAUCGAACACAGCCUCACUGGGCAGAUUUUACCUUGUCCACUGGCGAGGAGGGCAUAGAUGCUACCACCAGCGGUGACAGUGCAAAGCAACAAGAGCAGCCCAAGUCAAACAAAAGCAAGAAAAAGAAAGGAAAAGGAAAGAAGAAGAAAGUCCAUCGAAGGGGUGCUUAACUCUUAAAAGUAGUAGGCGCUCUUAUUAUCCUGUGU